GCACUGCGUGCCCGCUCUUGCCGCCGCCGCGGGCGGGACUCUGCGGGCGGGGGCUCGGCGGGGAAGGGGCCGGGGCGCGGCGGGAGCCCCAUUGGCUCUCCCCGGCGGCACAUGUCCCCAGCCCCGCUAUAAAGGCGGCUGCGGCCCCGCUGCUGCCCGUCCUUCUGCUUCUUAGCUUUACAGGGGACGCCGUCACCGCCGCCGUCAUCGCCAUGGCCAUCGACGCGUUUUUAGGCAAAUGGUGCCUGGUCUCCAGCGAGGGCUUUGAGGAGUACAUGAAGGAGCUGGGUGUGGGUAUGGCCAUGAGAAAAAUGGGAAGUAUGGCGAAACCAGAUGUUUACAUCAUUAAGGACGGGGAUACAAUCACUGUGAAAACAGAAAGCACCUUCAAAACUUCACAGUUCAGCUUCAAGAUUGGUGAGAAGUUUGAAGAAAACACAUUAGAUGGCAGAAAAACUCAGACACUUGUCAGCUUAAAAGAUGAUGGGUCAUUGAUCCAGGAGCAAGAAUGGGAUGGCAAGAAGACCAUAAUAACACGGAAACUUGUGGAUGGACAGUUGGUGGUGGAAUGUGACAUGAAUGGUGUCAAGUGCGUUAGAGUCUACCAGAAGGCAUGAGGACGUCUUCGGAUUCAGUAGGAACUUGCUACAAACAACUCAGUCCAGUGGACAGAGCUCCUCUACACUCCAUCAUUUCCUUUUCCCUGUUUUCUAGUAUUUCAAUGGACUGAGUAGCUGAGUGCAAUCCUUUUUAAAAGCCGUGAUGUAACUAUUAUGUAACUAUUCUGAACUUAUGAGGCUAUUAAAUAAAAUUUUCAAAUAUAUUAAGUGCAAAUGUUGUUACUGUAGUAUAAUUUUAAAGUGAGGCUUUCUAAUAGCUCGGUUUGGUUUUAGGCUCUGCUACAAACCGCCUUCUCUUCAAGAUAAUGCAAAUAAUGGUAAUGAACAGUUAAUAGUGGACUAAAUUUUAACGAGCCUUCUCAUCUUAAAUGGCUAAGGUAGUAAAAUCUGAAACAGGAAGGGAAACAUUCUAAGUUCAGGCCCUACAGUUGUUUCUAUCUUAUACCUUACAAAGUAAACAGAAUGCACUGGUAUAAAUAAGAUAAACCUUGUUGGCCUAUAGAUAGAGGAAUGUAUUUUCAGGGAUUGGUUUGUGUUUUUUUUCCAUGUUUGAAACCCACAACUUUCUUAUCUGAAAAAAAUAGAUACACUAGUGAACCAAUAGACAUGAUAACUUAAGUAAACAUGUAAGUACUUUGCUUCAAGAAGGCCUUAAUUUGAGUGUGCUCUCUGUUUUCCUAGCAAAAUUCAUAUCUCCUGCCAAGUAACGUUCUAAAACCUCUUAACCAGAACCUGCUGAAAUACUGCCUAAAACUUAAAGCCUCAUUUUAUUUUUUAUGAACUGACUUGAAACACCUACAAAUUGAGUUUAUAUGCUUUAAAGUGCCACAAUAAAUACUCAGAAAUA
Coturnix japonica (Japanese quail) is the source of this 1467-nucleotide messenger RNA. RefSeq names its product fatty acid-binding protein 5. Gene Ontology annotation, molecular function: lipid binding. The record is from RefSeq and is a predicted model, not a curated record. Lineage: Eukaryota; Metazoa; Chordata; Aves; Galliformes; Phasianidae.